AGUUGCUAGAUUGAUACCCUUUCCGGAAGUGGUUGUUGUUCGCUGCAGGGCAACACCCCGGCGUCCCUGGAAGCGGGGAGCCGGGGUGGUGUUGGGGAAGCUGCGCAAAGCCGGGAGCCAGCGCCCAGGGCCUCCGGGGAUUGGGGACAGGCGUUCGAGCUCAGACCAAUCAUGGCCGGAAGACCCAUUCGCAUAGGAGACCAGCUGGUUCUGGAGGAAGAUUAUGAUGAGACCUACAUCCCCAGUGAGCAAGAAAUUCUUGAAUUUGCCAAAGAGAUCGGUAUUGAUCCGGUAAAGGAACCUGAGCUGAUGUGGCUGGCACGGGAGGGGAUCGUGGCCCCACUGCCUGUGGAUUGGAAACCAUGCCAGGAUAUCACAGGUGAUAUUUACUAUUUCAACUUCUCCAAUGGGCAGUCCACGUGGGACCACCCUUGUGAUGAGCACUAUCGGAACCUGGUGAUCCAAGAGCGAGGGAAGCUCUCCACUCCCGGGGUCGUUAAGAAGAAAGAAAAGAAAAAGAAAAAGGAAAAGAAAGACAAGAAGGACAAAGAGACCUCCAGAAGCCCCCUGGCCCUGGGCUCCUCGUUAGCCCCCGUCCACGUUUCUCUUGGGGGCCUGGCUCCGUUACGAGGCCUGGUGGAUGCCCCACCCUCUGCUCUUCGUGGAUCUCGAGGUGUGAGCCUGGGGAACUCGGUGGAGUCCGGUCAGCUCAGGGAACUCUCGCUGCCGUCACAGGGUCUCAAGACGUCUGCUUAUGCAAAGGGGCUCUUGGGCUCCGUCCACAAGGACAAGAAUGCUCUCGGCCUCUUGGCUUUAGGGGAGGAGACCAAUGAGGAGGAUGAGGCGGAGAGUGACAACCAGAGUGCCCGCAGCUCAAGUGAGCUUCUCAAGAACCUGCACCUGGACAUUGGGGCACUGGGGGGUGACUUUGAGUAUGAGGAAUCUCCAAGAACAAGCCAGCCAGAGGAGAAGAAGGACGCUUCUCUUGAUUCAGAUGCUGCCGGCCCCCCUACUCCUGGCAAGCUCUUCAGCCAAGGCGCAGACAGCAGCCUGAGCAGUGCUGAGGGCAAAGAGCGGCCAGGAAGAGGGGCAGCUUGGCUCCCAGAAAAAGAAAAGAAUGAGAAGAAUGAGUCUAGGACGUCCAGGAGACUGGUGGACCCCGGGGGCAAUCAGCCUGCCAAAGCCAAUAAAAAAGAGGCACCAGAGGACCUGGUGGAUGCAGGAGAGAAGGGGUCCAGGAAGGAAGAGACAGCAACGGAGCCAAAGAAGGAGGCUUCUGUCUCCAAAGAGAGCAGAUCAGAGGUGAGUGAAGAUUUGGAGAUUAGUGAACAUGUGAAGGAACUGCAGCUCUCAGACUCCACUGCUUCUGAUCCCAAGUCCUUACCUGGCCUGGACUUCGGUGUUCGCAGCCAGGUCUCAGAGCACCUGCUGGGUGAGGACAUGCUCUCCUCGGUACUGGGUGGAGCCCGCUGGGAGGCCCAGAGGUUGGGAAGAGAAGACAAGGAUGCCAGCCAGUCCAGCCGAGAUGAGCUUCAGAGCAAGCAGUCCAGAGGCUCGGAGAGGUUGUCCCCUCCUCUUCUGCAUGGGGAGCGGCUCCAGAGUCCCCUUCACAGCCCAGCCCCUGAAGAAGGGCCUCAGCAGGGGCAGCCUGAGCGGAAGGAGAUGGAGGAAGCCCCGGGAGGCCUCUCGCCUUCCUCUGGCUUUAACACAGUUGCUUCCUUAUUGCUGUCAAGGGAGGAGGUCCCAAGCCCACCUGCCACCCACGAGAAGGGCAAGGAGCAGCGCUCCCAGGCCCAGGGGCCGGGCCCUGGGCAGGAGGAGGCCGAGGAGCUUGAGGAGAAGGUGGUGGUCAGCCCCACCCCGCCAGUCUCUCCAGAGGCGCGAUUUGCGGAGCCUGCGGCUCCCCGUCCUUCCUCUGCGCAGCCCUCAGAGGCCGUACUGAAGGCCAUGGAAGAGGCAGUGGCCCAAGAACUUGAACAAGACCGGAGGCGGCUCCUGGAGUCCAAGCGAGAGAAGAUGCAGCGGCUGCGGGAGAAGCUGUGGCGGGAGGAGAAGGAGGAGGUCCUCCAGCUUCACCGGCAGAAAGAGAAGUCGCUCAGUUCCCUGAAGGAGCAGCUGCAGAGAGCCACUGAGGAAGAGGAGUCCCGGAUGAGAGAGCAGGAAAGCCAGAGGCUGUCCCGGCUCCGGGCCCAGGUCCAGUCCAGCAUGGGAGCAGAUGAGGACCAAAUCAGGGCCGAGCAAGAGGCUUCCCUGCAGAGGCUGAGAGAAGAGCUGGAGGCUCUGCAGAAGGCUGAGAGGGCCAGCUUGGAGCAGAAAAACAAGCAGACGCUGGAGCAGCUCAGGGACGAGAUGGAGGCUUUGGAGAAGAGAGAGCAGGCUGCCCUGACAGCGGAGAAGGAGAGGGCAUUACAGCAGCUGAGGGAGAAGCUGGAAGGGGAGAGGAAAGAAGCAGUGGCAGCGCUGGAGAGGGAGCACCAGGAGGAGCUAGAGCGGCUCUCUUCCUCCCUGGUGGCCAAGCACAGAGAGCUCAGUGGCCUCCUGAGAGAGAGGCGCCAGGAGGUGGAACGGGAACACGAGAGGAGGAUGGACAAGAUGAAGGAGGAGCACCAGCACGUGGUGGCUGAGGCCAGAGAGCAGUACGAAGCCGAGGAGAGGAAGCAGCGGGCUGAACUCCUGGGGCACCUGAUGGGGGAGCUGGAGCGCCUGCGCAGGGCCCACGAGCGGGAGUUGGAGACCGUGAGGCAGGAGCAGGACCGGCAGCUCGAGGACCUGCGGCGGCGGCACCGGGAGCAGGAAAGGAAGCUCCAAGAUUUAGAGGUGGAACUUGAAACCAGAACCAAAGAUGUCAAGGCCAGAUUGGCUCAGCUGGAUAUCCAGGAGGAGGCGGCCCGGAAGGAGAAGCAGCAGCAGCUCCUUGAUGUGCAGAGGCAGGUUGCGCUGGAGAGUGAGAAAGCCACCACCACCCAUCAGCAGCUGGAGGAGGCGAAGAAGGAGCACACCCACCUGUUGGAGUCAAACCGGAAGCUCCAAAAAAUUCUUGAUGAGCUUCAGGCCCGCAAGUUGGAGCUGGAGUCCCAGGUGGAUCUGCUGCAGACCCAGAGUCAGAGGCUGCAGAAGCACUUCAGUGACCUGGAGGCUAAAGCUCAGAGGAAGCAGCACUUGUUGAAAGAGCCGGCAGUAGAGGAGAGCAGUGCUUCCCCACGUUCCGAGCCAGAUCUCCACAUUGAGGACCUGAGGAAAUCCUUAGGGACAAACCAGCCUAAAGAGGUAGCCUUUUCUCUCCCUGAGAGCAAGGAGGAGACCGACUUGUCCUUGGACGGCGUCCGGCAUUACCUCUCUGCCGAGGGGAUGGCUCUGCGCAGCGCCAAGGAGUUCCUGGUGCAGCAGACACGCUCCAUGCGGAGGCGGCAGACGGCUCUGAAAGCGGCCCAGCAGCACUGGCGCCACGAACUGGCCAGCGACCCCCCAGGCACCAAGGCCCUGGAGGACGUGUGCAAGAACCUGGAGGAGGAGACCAGGCACCUGGAUGAGAUGAGGUCGGCCAUGCGGAAAGGCCACAACCUGCUGAAGAAGAAAGAGGAGAAGCUGCAUCAGCUGGAGUCCUCUCUCCGGGAAGAGGCUGCAGACGAGGACACGCUCAGAGGCCCCCCCACCAAGAAGGUGACCUUUGACCUCAGCGACCUGGAAGACCCGAGCAGCGACAGUUCCGAAUCCUGGCCCCUGCCUCACAUGGGCCCGACCCUGCAUCCCACCUUUCCCCACAAGAUCCACUACCUGAGCAGCUCCCUGCAGCGGAUCAGCAGCCAGCUCAACGGGGUCCUCAGCGUGCUGGGCAGCCUGAACACGCAGCCAGUACCCCCGCUCCUCACCUCCACGCCCGCGCCACUCCCUCCCCGGGCCUCCAGGAGCACCCCCACUGUCCCCUGCCCCUCCUCGGCUCGGGUCUCAGCCUUGUCUUCGGAUACCCCCAUGUCCACCCAGUGGGCCUGGGACCCAGGGCUGGGCCCUAGGCUCUCUUCCUCCGUGGCUCAGACUGUGGACGACUUCCUGGUGGAGAAGUGGCACAAGUAUUUUCCAACUGGCAUCCCGUUCCUCAGCAGCAGCCCUGGCCCGCUGGAGAACAGGCUGGGAUACGUGUCUGCCAGUGAGCAGCUCCGCUGCCUGCAGCGCUCCCAUUCCCAAGUCCCCCAGGCGGGCAGCACCAACUUCCAGGACAUGAUGGAGGCUAACCGAAAGUGGCUGGAACGCUACAGGAAUGACCCCAAGUCACAUCUCUUCUCCUCGGUGCCCAAGUCCACAGCCAGCUCCGGCUUCCUGCAGCUGGGCCUGGAUGAGAACAGCAGACUGAAGGUGUAUCACUACUGAGGCCCGAGGAGC
Messenger RNA from Vicugna pacos (alpaca), 4377 nucleotides. Lineage: Eukaryota; Metazoa; Chordata; Mammalia; Artiodactyla; Camelidae. The record is from RefSeq and is a predicted model, not a curated record.